CCUUCUUUCAGCAUUUCAUUGCAUUUCAAAUAAAAAAUAAUUUUAGGGCAAAUCCACAUUUGAUUGCCUCGUGGCCUCGUUGCAUUUCGUAUUGUAUUGCAUCAUUACCAUUUAUUUAAGUGCAUUUCUAGUGUCUUACUUUGUUAUGUACCUAGUGUUUUAGAGAUUAGUUGAAAAAGGAUUCGAGAUAAUUAAUUUAUUUAUAUUUAUUUUAUUAAAAUGGCUGCGAGACAAGCAUUAGAAAAUCAAAUUAAGCAGCAAGGAGAUUUAGUCAGGAAGUUGAAAGCUGCGAAAGAAAGUAAAGAAAAGGUUGUAAAUGGAAAUUUGUCUAGUGUAUAUCAAACAAUUAUUGAACGAUCCUGUGAAUUCAUAAAUGAUUAUUUGUCAACACGCAGUUACGUUUGUGGAUAUAUUCCUACGAGUGCUGACAAGAUCUUAUUCAAUACAUUUUCUAAGCACAAUGUCAGCGAUUUCGUUCACAUCCUGAGAUGGUUCAAACACAUAGAAAGCUAUUCUGUUAACGAGCGAAAUAACUUUCCCCAGUAUGACUAUGAUAACUUACGAACUUUAAUAACUUAUUAUUUAGAUAUGCAGAUAUCAGAAGAAGUUUCAAAGCUCUUGGAGCUGAAAUCUCAGUUAAAUAAUUCAUCAGAACCAUCUGCAAAUAAUGUACCAGUUAAUCAAAAAUUUACUCUCAAAACCGCAAAGGGUACCAGGGACUUUUCACCUGAGCAAAUGGCUCUCAGGCAAGGGGUGUUACAGAAAAUUGUGUCGGUAUUUAAAAGACACGGUGCUGAGACCAUCGAUACUCCCGUUUUUGAAUUGAAGGAAGUUUUAACUGGAAAGUAUGGUGAAGAUUCGAAAUUGAUUUACGAUUUGAAAGAUCAAGGAGGAGAAAUCCUUUCUCUCCGUUAUGACUUAACGGUACCUUUCGCCAGAUAUCUGGCGAUGAAUAAAAUCACGAACAUCAAACGUUAUCACAUAGCCAAAGUGUACAGGAGAGACAAUCCAUCCAUAUCCAAGGGAAGAUACAGGGAGUUUUAUCAAUGUGAUUUCGAUAUAGCCGGAGCGUAUGACCUUAUGAUACCGGAUGCCGAGUGCGUCAGAAUCGUCUACGAAAUCCUAACUGUUCUCAAAAUGACGCCUUUCGUCAUCAAACUGAACCACCGCAAGUUACUCGAUGGCAUGUUUGAGGCUUGCGGUGUACCCAAAGACAGUUUCCGAGCCAUCUGUUCUGCGGUCGAUAAGCUAGAUAAGUCGCCCUGGGAGGAGGUUCGGAAGGAGAUGAUCGAAGAGAAAGGUUUAUCGGAGAAAACCGCUGACCAAAUAGGAGAGUAUGUUAGGCUCAACGGUAAUUCGGAGCUGGUCGACAAGCUGAUGAAAGACAGUAAACUUUCUGGUAAUAAAUCGGCUGUGGAAGGGCUCGAGGCGAUGAAGCUUUUGUUGAAUUACUGUAACAUUUAUGGAACUACGGAUAAGAUCCUGUUCGAUUUGAGUCUGGCUCGAGGGCUUGAUUAUUACACUGGUGUCAUUUACGAAGCGGUGUUGUUGGGAGAUGAAGCGGCCGGUGAUGAAAUCCUAGUGGGUUCCGUGGCAGGCGGCGGCCGCUACGAUAAUUUGGUUGGCAUGUUCGACCCUAAAAACAAACAAGUACCCUGCGUAGGCGUAUCGAUCGGGGUGGAACGGUUGUUCGCGGUCAUGGAAGCGAAAUUGGCGUCGCACAACAAGAAGACCCGCACCACGGAGGUCGAAGUGUACGUCGCCACAGCACAGAAGAAUCUGUUGGAGGAGAGGAUGAAAUUGUGUAACGAAUUGUGGAAUGAAGGAUGGAAGGUGGAGCACUCGUACAAGAAAAAUCCAAAACUCCUUGUUCAGUUGCAACACUGUGAAGAGUACGGGAUUCCCCUCGCAGUCAUUCUGGGUGAAUCCGAGUUGCAGAGAGGUGUCGUAAAACUUAGAGUGGUGCCCACUAGGGAGGAAGUCGAGGUGUCUCGCACUUCCUUGUCCGAUGAGAUUAGGAGACGGCUGCAAAGCCUUUGCAUUAAUGGGUCUUCAUGAUAGUACUUACGUUAGAUUCUAUACCAAAUUGUGUGACAAGUAUUAAUAUUUUAUGAAUGUACAGUGUAAAUCAUAUGCAAGAAUAAUGGACUUAAAUUGUAAAAGAAAAAAUUGAGUAAUAUCCGAAAA
Messenger RNA from Anoplophora glabripennis (Asian longhorned beetle), 2187 nucleotides. Its product is annotated as histidine--tRNA ligase, cytoplasmic. Gene Ontology annotation, molecular function: histidine-tRNA ligase activity; ATP binding. Gene Ontology annotation, cellular component: cytoplasm; mitochondrion. The transcript has 7 exons. The coding region runs from base 220 to 2058 and encodes 612 amino acids. NCBI's taxonomy places the organism in Eukaryota, Metazoa, Arthropoda, Insecta, Coleoptera, Cerambycidae. The record is from RefSeq and is a predicted model, not a curated record. Gene Ontology annotation, biological process: mitochondrial translation; histidyl-tRNA aminoacylation.